This is a messenger RNA of Coffea arabica (coffee), 2161 nucleotides long. RefSeq names its product pentatricopeptide repeat-containing protein At5g66520-like. Gene Ontology annotation, biological process: RNA modification. The record is from RefSeq and is a predicted model, not a curated record. Gene Ontology annotation, molecular function: RNA binding; protein binding. Lineage: Eukaryota; Viridiplantae; Streptophyta; Magnoliopsida; Gentianales; Rubiaceae.
UCCACGAUGAAUUGAUCUUCUUCGCUUCACUUCUUGAUGGACGUGUAUUGGUAGCAAAGCUAUGCUAGCAAGCCUCUCAAACCUACUCUCGAAGCAGCCCACACAAGCGAUCCCCACUGCUCAAUUUUUUUGGGUUUUCAGAAAUUUAAAUUCAUGGGCUGCGGCCAUAAGAAAGGCCUCGUCGUCUCAUGAAGCAUUGAAGAUUUAUACCCAGAUGCAACAGAAAAGAGUACCCUUUGAUAGCUUUUCUAUACUCUUUACUCUUAAAUCAUGCACAGUAUUGAAUAAUCUUCCUCUUGUACGCCAUUUUCACGCACACAUUGUUAAGAUAGGCUUUAGUUCCCAUGUUUAUGUAGCCACCUCGCUGCUGAAUGCGUAUGUUGUGGCCUGUUUUGAAGAUGCGUGUUACCUGUUUGAUGAAAUGCCUGAGAGAAAUAUUGUCACGUGGAAUACGAUGAUCACGGGCUAUUCACGUUAUGGCGAGUUGGGCAAAGCACGUGUAGUGUUUGAUCAAAUGCCGGCGAGGGAUCCUUCAUCAUGGUCGGCGGUUAUUUCUGGGUACAUGGGCAAUUGCCUUUGGGAUGAUGGUUUGGCCCUUUUUCGUGAAAUGGUGGUGACUGAAGGACUGAGGCCUGAUCAAGUGGUCAUUGGUUCAGUUUUACCAGGGUGUGGUCACAUGGGUUCGGUUGGUUUGGUGUUUGGCAAGUCAAUACAUGGAUUUGUGAUUAAGAAUAAGUGGGAACUGGAUGUGGAAUUAGGUACAUGUUUAGUUGAUAUGUAUGCAAAAUGUGGAUUCUUGAAGGAUGCCUGUUUGGUUUUUGAAAUGAUGACCUAUAGGAAUGUGGUGGCUUGGACAGCUUUAAUAUGUGGUUUUGCACAGCACGGUUGUGGAGCAGAUGUAUUCUUGAUAUUUCAGAGGAUGAGGGAAUGUGAUGUGAAGCCUAAUGAGUUGACUUUUACAGGGUUACUGAGUGCUUGUGCACAGGCAGGAUUGGUGGAAGAGGGUCGGGGAUACUUUAGAAUGAUUGAAGAGUAUGGGCUGAGGCCGAGAAUGCAACAUUACGGUUGCAUGGUUGAUUUAUUUGGAAAAGCAGGGUUGUUGGGUGAAGCUUAUGAGAUUAUAAGGGCAAUGCCAUCUGAGCCAAAUGUUGUUAUUUGGGGAUCAUUUUUGGCAUCUUGUAAGUUGCAUAAACAGUUUGAGAUGGCUGAGAGAAUAAUUGACCGGGUAAUGAGGACAGUUAGGCCUGAGAAUGAUGGAGGUGUGUAUACUCUCAUUUCUGAUUUGUAUGUCUUGAAUGGUAACUGGGGUGAGGCUGAAAGGGUCAGAAGAUUGAUGCUCAACCAAAGCGUUAGAAAGGCUAGAGGAUCAAGUUUUAUCAGAAGUGGAACAAUCUGAAUUGCUAAACUCUUGUUUCCCAUCCAAGUAAACCGGCACCCUGGUGGUUGUAAAGUUUUACAAGGAAGAAGAAAAUUUUUUGAAAGUUCUUGAAGAAACGUAAGAUAAAUUCCUUUAUUAAUUAACAACAUUAAGGACAAAAAAUAAGAGAUUUCCAUAUGGGGAACUUCUAUUCUUUUUGCACAAGGAAUAAACACGGACACAUGCAGAUGCACACAAAACAUUCCCCACAGAAGUGUGAGGAAAUUGACAGAACAGUUGGGGGAAAAUUGCGCCACUUCUCCAGUCUUUCCAAUUGAUACUCACCUCGUCCCUGACGUCACACAUUUUGCUUGUUUCUCCAGCUGUAUGGCUUCCCGAAUAUAGCUACCUUCAACAAAAUUCCACAGAACAUUCUUCAAUAUUCAGUUUCAAUUGUUAAGCAUGGCUGUGUAGCUUGGACCACAGAUGAGAAUGAACAUAUGCUAUGGUUUCUGACUCUAUAAUCGUCCACAUGUUCCCGAAAAUGCAGAAACCAACGGUGCCAACUAAGCUACCAAAUGGGUAAUUGGCCAGGAGAAGGCUAAGGAUUGUGUUAAAAAGGUCAUUGUAAGUCGUAUAUUAGAUUCAUCUUAUACUUUACUUUGUAUACCUUAUGCUUGUUCUUUUCUAUGUAAAGAAAUUCCAUUAAAGGAAAAAGGCAUUGUUGGGACAGCCUUUUGUCUGUUUUCAUUCAUUAUUGGCUUUAAAUUUUGAGUUGGUAUCCUUUACGAGGUGUUUGCAAAA